This is a messenger RNA of Phalacrocorax carbo (great cormorant), 1815 nucleotides long. Lineage: Eukaryota; Metazoa; Chordata; Aves; Suliformes; Phalacrocoracidae. The record is from RefSeq and is a predicted model, not a curated record.
GGGUAGCUCGGGGGGGGAGGGGCGGUGGAGGGAAGCACCGAAUUGGGGAGGGGGAGGUGUUGCCCCGCCCCUCCCCCACAUCCGGAGCAGGUGGCGGCGCCCCUCCCCCCCCCAGCUGUUCCCCCCCGCCCCCCCCCGGGCCGGGACUCGCGGCCAUGGCGCCCCACGGAGCCCCCACCGCCGCCUUCCUCCUCCUCCUCCUCUUCCUCUGCACCCGCGCGGCGGGAGGGGCGGCGGGGCCCCCCCCGAGCCCCCCCCCCGGGGAGCGGCUGCUGCACGCGCUGCUGGCCCGGUACCGGCCCGGGGUGCGACCGGCGGCGGCGGGACCCGGCGGCCGCGUCCUGGUGCGGGUGGGGCUGGAGCUGGCGCAGCUCGUCAGCCUGGAUGAGAAGCACGAGGAGCUGACCACCAAGGUCUACCUUGACCUGAGCUGGCGGGACCCCCGGCUGCAGUGGGACCCCCGCGCUCACGGGGGGCUGGGGGUGCUGCGGGUGCCGGCCCAGCGCCUCUGGCUGCCCGACGUGGGGCUGGAGAACAAUAACGACGGGGAGUUCGGGGUGUCCCUGGGGGUCCGGGCCAUCGUCACCCCCGACGGCUCCGUGCGCUGGCGGCCCCCGGCGCUCUACCGCAGCCGCUGCCCCAUCCGGGUCUCGCACUUCCCCUUCGACUGGCAGAACUGCUCCCUCGUGUUCCGCUCGGGCUCGUACGGCCCCGCCGAGCUGGGGCUGCGCCUGGCGGGGGGGGGCGCCGGGGCCGGGGGGGCCGCGGCGGGGGGCGCCCAGGCUGUGCUGCCCCCCGGCUUCCAGGAGAACGGGCAGUGGGAGCUGUGCCACCGCUCCGGCCGCCACCACGCCGGCCCCUCGCACGAGGACGUCACCUUCUACCUCGUGAUCCGCCGGAAGCCGCUCUUCUACAUCGUGAACGUCCUCGUGCCCUGCGUGCUGAUCACGCUGCUGGCCGUCGUCGUCUUCUACCUGCCCCCCGACGCCGGGGAGAAGAUGACGCUGUCGCUGUUCGCGCUGCUGACGCUGACCGUGUUCCUGCUGCUGCUGGCGGACAAAGUGCCGGCCACGUCGCUGGCGGUGCCGCUCAUCGGGCGCUACCUGACGGGGACCCUCGUGCUGCUCACGCUCUGCGUCAUCCUCAGCGUCGGCGUCCUCAACCUGCACCACCGCUCGCCCGCCACCCACGCCAUGCCGCCCUGGGCCCGCGCGCUCCUCCUGCAGCGCCUCCCCCCCCUCCUGGGGCUGCGCCCCCCCGCGGCCCAGCGCCCCCCGCCCCCCCCCCCGCCCCCCGGGGGCGCCCCCCCGCGGCGGGGACGAGUACUUCCUGCGGCGGCCCCCCCCCGGCGCCGCCCCCCCCGCGCCCCCCCCGCGCCCCCCGGCCCCCCCCCCCCCCCCGAGCUGCGCGCGGCGGCGGCCGCCGUCGCCUUCAUCGCCCGGCACCUGCGGGAGCAGCAGCGGCACCAGGAGCCCCUGCCCCCGUGCGGCCCCCCCCGCCCCGUGCGAGGCCUUGCACGAGCGUCUCACGAGCGCUCGCACGGGGCCGCCGUGCAGCUGCGGGAGGAGUGGCACGUGGCGGCGCUGGCCGUGGACAGACUCUUCCUCUGGGCCUUCCUGGCGCUGACGGGGGGCUGCGCCCUCGGCACCGGCCUGGACGCGGCCCUGCACCGCCCCCCCCCGCACCCCUUCCCCUGAGCCCCAAACCCCGCCCCCACGCCCGCCACCCCCGCAACGGGGGGGACCCCAAUGCCUGGGACCCCCGAAAUGCGGGGGGACCCCCAAAAAGGGGAGUGCUGGAGGAUGGGUCCCCUCC